AAGGAGAGGGGGCUAUGUCUUCCUUCCUUGCCUUUUACAAAAGGCAUCUCUUGCUCAGGAUGGUCUCAAAAUUCUCCCAGAAGGUGCGGUUUGUCAGUUAGUCUUUAGGCCGAGGGGCCUGCAGACAGUGCGCAGAUGUGGGGUAGGACCCGAUGGGUAAAUGGCCUCUCCAAGGGGUGGUUGUCACCACUGCCCCCUCCCCAGGAAGCACCAGCAUAUACUGUGGUGCCACUGGCCCUGCUCAGCAGGCCUGUGGUUACCUGUAAGGCAGGGCCACCAGCCCAGAUCUGGGGAGCAUGGCCCGGGCCCAGGGUUGGGGGUGCAAGUGGCCAGACCCCUGCCUGCCUGCCCUGCAUCCUUUUCUCUCUGUUCCAUGACACUCUUUGUCUGUCUUCAAGAGCCCCAGGCUGAGGAAGCCCCAGUGGGGCGUGCCUGGUCUAGGCGGAUGUCAGUGGGGGGAGACUCCAGCAUUGCCAGCUUCUCCCCACCCCCAGCCCCUUGCUUAGGCCCUUUGGGCACCCCUCCCUACUCCCUUCCUUCGAGGACUCCUGAGGGUUCAGCCACCACCCCCAGGCCUUACAGCCCACUCCCAGCAAGCUGCAAAGAGCUCGUUCCAGGGGUGCAGGGAAGAAAACAGAACUGUGCCCCCUGCAGCUGGGCACAGUGUCUGAAAUUCUACCAUCAGUACUUGUCCCUCAGGUUACAGGCCUCAGUUUUCAGGGGACAAGAAAUGGAUAUAGCUUUCAAGAGUCAGGGACAGGAGAAGGAACCAAAGUUUGCAACCAGGCACAAGGACACAAUCAAGAGAUUGUUUCCACAAACAUUUGUUGGACAGCGAUGGUGUGGCUGACUCUGGUGUCAGACUCCCGGGCAUUGUCCUUCAAGGAAGACAGACUUAGAGCCCAGAGUGGGGAGCAAAGGCUCUACCUCAGGGAAGGAGGGUCAGGGGAGAAUUCCUGGAGGAGAGACAUUGGAGCUGGGGCUGUGAAGGAUGAGCAGGAGUUUUUCACAUGAGAACGGAAAGGGCGUUCCGGGUGGUGGAAACUGCAUAUGCAAAGAUGUGGAGGCAGGAAUAGAAUGGGUGGUUUUGGAAAAUUCAGGGGGCCUGGGUGAGUGUAGGAAGGAGAGAUUGUACUGAAAGGUUGACCAGACAGAGAAUUGGGCUGGUGCAUUUGAGGAUGAAUACCUGGUGGGGGCUGGAAAGUCAGAGGAGAGAGGAACUGGUCUUUAAUGCAACUGGCAUCACUGGGCCCAGCUGUCUUCGCUGGGAGGCCAUGGGGUUCCUCUGCAGACGCAGCUUUCCUGGUCCCCCAAGGUGGGGCAGAGGGGUUGAGACCUCAAGGCCUGCAAAGGGAGACAGGGUCUUCCUUCCGCCCAGCGAGCACGAACUGAGCACUGCACAGGUGCAGUGGGAAGCUGGCCCUCUCCAUUUUGCAGCUGAGAAAACGGAGGCCGAGCAAGCUGGAGGAAUCUUUCCUUCUUGCUCCAUGUAAUUCCAGAGCCCUGAGCUACUGUGUGCCAAGCUCGGUGCUAGGAUGAAGCAGAGAACAAGACAGGCCUGGUGCCUGCUUCACUUGGCAGGGCGGGGGUUGGGGUGGGGCUGUACUGAAGGCCAAACCUGCCAGCCAGCCUCCUGGACUUUCAGGGGAGGUAACGGCCGCCAAGGAAGCCUGAGUGGGGCCUGAGGCACUUUGGUGAGGGGUGUUUGGAAGUGGAAAGAUUUUCCCUUCAAAUCCAAGUGAAAUUAGGCUUUGGCUAGUCCUGAGAGAAAUCCAGCAGGUGGAUCUCACCUCCCAGUUGGGGGAACUGAGGCCCGAAGAGAGGGCACUAUCCACAUUUAAAUAGCUCAAUAUGUCAGGGACCCAGGGCCAAGUUUGAACCUGGGGAGAUGGAAGAGGUGACUCAGGUCCCCUGGUUGCCAGAAAACCAGUGUUAGGGUUCACGCUGCACCUGGGGUCUGUGCCUCAGUUUCCCACUCUGUCAGGUGGCCAGCUUUGUGUGGUGUCCUUCUGGCCACUCCUGGAGCACCCACGCCCCUGGCGCCACCCACUGGGCCCCACGCCAGCUGCUCAGUGGUGCCAGGCCUCAUUAGGCUGAUCCUGUUAUCCCGUCCCAGGGCGGCCCCUCCUGCCCGCCCCAGAUGCCUGUGAGGCCGGCCCCAGGCCGGCCUGGCUAAGCCACCCCAGCCUGGUAUGGUCAAGGUGGGAAUUUUACAGGCCAGCCGCAGAGGGCCGGGCCAGAAACAGCGGAUCUGAAAAGCUGGCGGCCCCGCCACACACACACACUUCCCUGCUCAGCCUCCCCAAGAACACUACCGAGAGGCGGCGGGUUUGGGGAGAGCGCUCCAGGCACCGGUGGGGCACGGAGGGCCGACCCUGUCUCCUAAUUCAUCUCCCCGCGCUGCCCUCUGGCUCAGUUUUCUCCGCUCACACUGGUCACCUCGGAAAGCCAUGGUCCUGCCUCCAAGCCUCUGCUCUUGCGGCUUCCCCUGCCUAGAACACUUUUCCUAGGUCUUUAUGUGCACUCAGUGCAAAUGCUGCCUCCUCUGAGAAGCCUUUCUUGGCCACUCAACCUAAAAGCACCCCCCUCCAUCACUAUGGCUUCACCUUGUUUUAUUUUGGGGUUCCUGCUGCAUGGUCAGCAUCUAAACUACCUUCUUUCUUUCUUAUUACCCAUCUCCCUGAUUGGAUGGUGAGCUUGGCCAGGGUGGGCCCUGGUCACCCCGAGGUCCCUGGCUGGCCCAGUACACAGUAGGCAGUUGAUAAAUGUUGAGUUAAUGUGUCAGGGCAGAACCCAGCCUGCCACACUGGGCUUUCUGCCCCGUGGACCCUCUGUUAACUUGCCACUUCUGCUCUGCUGUGUAUUUGAGAAAAUCUCUUCCCUGGAUCUCAGCCCCACUGUUCUCCCAAACAGCAGGACCUAUCAUGCCCUCCCUGCUUCUCCCCUCCCCCUCAGCACUACCCUGAUUACCGAGAGCCCAGGGGUGGUGGAGGCAUUGAGAGAACAAAUUUCGAGUCAGAUCCGGGUUCAGCCACAGCUCAGUCACUUAAUUUCUGUGUGAUCUUGAGCAAGUCGCCCUACCUCGCUAAGCCUCAGUUUCCCUGUGUGGUAAAUAGGGCUAAUAAUAACAACAUCUUUUCCAGGGACUACAGGAGAAUUAAACGUGUGGAAAGCACUUAGCAUAGUGCUUGGUACUAAAUAAAUGGAAUAGCCAACAUUGCUGGGUCUUAAUGUUAUUAUUCUUGUUCUUGUUGUUGUUAGGAAGGGCAUAUGGUACAGUGGUCAAGAAUGUGGAGGAGGAGGCAUUGCGGCUGGGGCUUUGAGGGAUGAGUAGGAGUUUGCCUGAUCACUUGCUGUAAAAUCCCAGCUUGGCCAUUUAUGCUGUUUGACCCUGAGGAAAUCAUUGCAGUCUUUUGGGUCUCAGUUUUUCUAUGUACAAAGUGGGGAUAAAGUGGUUCGCACUUCUCUAUGAGGCACCAGUGUGCUUAGAACAGCGCCAGUAGUGUUGUUUGCUAGUGUUCAUAUUAGCUAUUUUUUAAACUGCUAUUAUCAUCACAAAGCAACCAAUGCAGUCUUCCCCAGAAGCCAUUCUUCCUGUCUGUCCACCUCUCGCCUUCACUUUGGCAAAGGUAGACCCAGAACUCCUUAAGACAAGCUCAGGACCCAAGACUUGACUCUCACAGUAGCAGGGAGCCAGUGGUGGUACAGUGAUUGGGCAGCAGGCAGCUUCUGGGUUGGGGGAAGAAGAGGAGAGGCUGGGCCCCCACCUCUGGCCAGGCCUUGCAGGGUCUGCUGGGGGUUUCUGUGCCUGCACCCUCCCAUCAGACUGCCUCACAGGCUGGCCCCUGGCCCACACAGAUGCGACAUCGGAACCGGCUGUGCUAACCAGAUGUUCCUGGUUUACCCCCAGAUGUGAGUUGCUUGUGCCUGCCCUGGCCUCCCCGUCCCCACCGUGGGGUGGGGCUGGGCCCUGGGGCCCUCCAAGGGAGGGGGCACAUUUUUGUGGGCUGUGGAAUUUGUCUCUUGUUUUGCAGAACUGAGACUUGCCUUAAGAGAAGCCCAAGUCCUGCCCCUCAAGGGGCCUCAGUUUUCCCACCAGUGGAACCUUAGGGAACCCCCAGGGGCCAUCUGGGGGAAUAGGCCCAACUGCCAGCCCCAGAGCUGUCAGCACCAAUGGAGGAAGUGGAUACCAGGCCUUGCAAACACAUGUGUCUGAUGCCCGGGCCCAGCUGCUGCCAUCGGCCAGGCCUACAGGGCUUCAUGGAAUUAAAUGGCCCGCCAGAUGAGGAGGGUGUCUGUUCAGCCCAUUGUACAGCUGGGAAACUGAGGCUCAGAGCCGGGGAGGAGCUUUCCCCAAUGUUAUCCAGCCAAGAAAAGGCACAACAGGCAUCCAGAUUCAGCUCUCCUGACCCCAAGUGCUACAGCGUCCAGACACGCCUUUCCUCACUGGCUGGCCCGCACGUGCAUGCCACCCCUACAUCUGCCCACGUAGCUUCCCAGCUUGGCUCGUUCUGCCUGUGGGCAGCGAUGACAGCUCCAUGAGCCACCGGGUCAUUCCAAUAGUGCUGAGUGGCCCCCAUCAGGCCCUUUCUGAAGAUGGGGAAACCAAGUAUAGGAGGAUCAGAGAUGUGUCCAGGAGUGAGGUGCAGAGGAAGGAGAAAGGCACUUGUGGAGGGAGACACCACACAGGCAAAAGCCUGAAAACUGUGGACUGAAUUAUCAAAGCCCACCCUUGUCUUGAGAGGUUCCAGCCCAGGCGGUCCCUCCUGAACCCCCUGCCCAGUGAAGACAGACAUGGACCCAGGCAUUAUGCUGGCAAGGCUGGGUAAGAGUGAGGGACCUGUAGCUGGGGAGGGGGGUGCCCAGAUGGGGAACAGGAAUGGCUUCCUAGAGGAAGGGCUAUAGAAGGUGGGACUUUGAAGGAUGAGUAGGAGUUCGGCUGAUGGAGACAGGCCCCAAUUCCAGGCCUCGCCCAGACUAGAGGGGUAAGUGGAUGGAGGGAGGGUUAUGUGAAGCAGGUUCCUGCCUGAGGCCAGGAGCUCUGCAGUACAAAGGCUGUUGACCCCAGGAACAGGUAUGCCUGGCGGGUGUUCCCUGGGAGCUUUAUGGAAAGGUGGAGCCCUGGAGCGUUGCCGGGACAUCAAGAUAAUGAGAAGUAUUUCCUGGCACCAUCAAGAAAGCUGCCAGAAACACCCACACACCAUCACCCUAAUUGUCUGCCCUUUGGAUAACUGGAAGGACCUGUGAGGCUGCUGACUAGGGACUACUCAUCACCCUCUUUGAGCCUCAGUUUCCCCUCUGUCCUUGCCCUAGCCCUGGGGACUCUGUGGCUUCCAGCUAGAAGUGGGGGACUAUUCCAGAUCCCUCUUGCUGCAGUUCAGACUGGCCUGGCCCUCAGGAAGGGAGGUGCUCCCUUCCCCGGCGGUGAGGAUUCUCUAGGGUCUGGACACUGUUGGGUUGGGGAGGGGACCCCCGGACAGGCCCUGCCUGGGCAGCGUUGGUGGCACUCGAAAUGCCAGCAGGCGUGGGCCAGGGCCGGGUACCAGUGGCCAGGGCAGGGUGGUUCUCACCUGGGUCCCUCUGCCUCCCCUUUUUCUGUUCUCCUUACCGUGUCGGGGAUGGUCACUCUUUCCCCAUGAUCUCUGCAGCCGAGGACCCGACAGCACUGUUGACGCAUGCAACACUGGGUGCGCAUGCGCAUAUGGCCCGGAUGUGGGAUGCUGAGGAUGAUGGGCUCGCCUGUAUACGCACAGGUCCACGUGCUCACGGGAGGGCUUGGAGGCGGUGUGUAUGUGGCGUGCCCGUUCUGUGUGUCAGAAUGCAAGAGGUGAUGUCUGUCUCUAAGAGUGCAAACAUGCUUGAGCGUGUGGGAGUGUAUCAAGGGCGUGCGGGAACCCCUGCGGACGUGAGAGAGUGUAAGGGCACCCAAGUGGGUGGGAGUAGGGGAGCUCCCGAGGGCAAGUCAGAAGGAGGCCCACUUAUCAUCUGUGAGCAUGUGUGCAUGUGUGCAAACACACGUGUGUGAGUACGGUAGCAUUCAAAUAUGAUCAUGGUUGAGUGUUGUGUGAAACGCCCACGUGUGAAAGUGUGAGUGCAAAACAUGCUAGCAGGUGAGUGUGGUGGUGUCCAGGUGUGUGAGUGUGAGUGAACCCACCUACCCAUGACACAAGCACACGGAUCGUGCGCACCUGGUCUCCUCCUGCCCCGUCCCCUGCCGCCCUCCGCCACACCCACUCCCAGUCAGGUCCCUGCCAGGGACAAACCAGUUGGGUGACCCCCAUACAGAAAGGACCAUUGUUAACAGAGGCUUAUCAGCAGCACCUGCCAGGCCCCCUCCACCGGCGGCCCCCUGCUCUCCUGGCCCCCAUCAGAGCUCCAGGGGGUCUGCGGCUCCAAGGCUACCAUGGGCUUUUGUGGCGGGCCCAUCUCUGGGCAUCAUCUGGUCUACCCUCUCAAGCCCCCUGUUUUAGGCUGGUGCUGUGCAGGCAUCUUGUUCCAGCCUAACAGGGAAACCAAGGCACACUACUCCGACUUGGGUGUGAGGACAGGUGGGAGUGUUGGGGGGCCAGAGGGGGCUUUGCCCACAUGAGGUCUUGGGCCGGGGGUAUUUUCCUGCCUGUCUCCCCCUCCUGGGGUUGGGGGUAGGCCACCAGAAUUCUAAUCUCAGUUCUGUGACCCUGGGCAAGUUACUUCACCACUCUGGAUCUGUUUCUCCAUCUGUAAAAUAGGGAUUAAGGACACCUGUGAGGUUGAAAUGACUUAAUAGUGUGUGCUAAGUUUGUAGAACAGUAUUCACAUAAAGUAGAUGCUCAUUAAUAGCAGAAUAAAGGCAGUGGGUUCAGGCACCUGACAAAUGCAAGGGCUAACCUCAGCUUGCUGUACAACCUGGAGAAUGAAAUCUCCGUGAAGCCCACAAGGUCUUGCAUGACCUGCUCCCAUCACCUCCCAGUCCUCCCCUCCUCCCUCGUUCACCCUGCUCCAGCCACAUGGGGUUGCCUCCAUGAUUCCUUCAACAAGCCUGGCAGGGUCCUGCCCCAGGGCCUUUGCACUUGCUAUGCCCGCAGAUCUCCAGGUUGACCCAGGGUUUGUUUAUAUGACCCCAUGUGGGGGAAUCUCAUUCUCCACCAACACCACCAACAGUACUAAGAAUGCAAGUAUCAAAUACCACCUGUAGCGGCAGGUCCUCAGGACGAACGCCCAGCAUUUGCUCCCUCUAUGUGGUAUGUAUUGUGUCAAGGAACCGGGUAUGAAUCCCAGAUCCUUUCCUAGCUGUGCCUUGGCCAAGCCCCUCCCUGUCUGUUUUAUGCCUGUUUCCCCAGCUGUAAAAUGUAAGUCAUAGUGCCGCCUUUGUGAGCUCAGCACCAGGUCAGAUACACAGCAGGUGCUUAAUAAGUGUCCUCUUCUACUUACUGUCUGGUGAUGUAGGUUCUGUGCUGGUGCAUCCAUGGGGCGGAGGGAGAGGCGGUUCCAGCCGCUCUGCUCUUAACCACGCCCCGGGAGGACCCAUGCAAAUCACACGCAAUCGAGAUGCAAAUUGCACGCAAAUAACUGCUUGCUGCAGCGCGGGCCAGCCUGUGCGGCCAGAGGCGCGCGCAUGGGGGCGCCCGGCACCCCGCGGCCAAGCCUGGGCGCUGACCGCCAUCCAGCCAGGCUUUCAGCGCUCCGUGUAAAUGUUUACACCGGGCCAGCCGCCAGGCCCCGCGCAGACCGACACCAGGCGGCCAGGCGAGGGAAUGUAAACGCGGGCUAGGGGCCACCCAUUGGCGGGGAGCUUCUCAGACAGGGUGGAUGUAUGGGGGUGCGCAUGGGUUAUUAAACAUCUACUGUCUGCACCCAGCACGACGCGACUAGGCAGCCACAGCACUGAGAAAUCGGUGCCCUAACGGGGGAAGCUUAGGGCAUUGGGGGAGGGGGGGCCCAGAAGGGAGGAGCAGUCAGGGAAGGCUUCUUGGGGGAGGCUCCAUCCAAGCUGAGACUGAAAAUGGAACGGGAUUGGGGUGGCGGGGAGUGGAGAAGAGAAUGUUCUGGUAGAAGGACGUGUGCAAAGGCCUGGAGGUGGGUUGAGGGCAGCUUUGGUUCAUCGCUGCCCAGUUCUGGGCGUCAGUUUGGAGGAGAAACCUAGGCUCAGAAAGGGCAGGAAGUCACUCCUGAGGACAUCAGUGUCUCAACCUCAGGGUUCCUGCUUCCCAGACUAUUCUAAGCACCACCUCUCCUCGCCAUCCAAGCCCCACGGUGCCCCCUGCUGGGAAUGCGCUCACCUCCUUCCUUCCACGCGUCCCCAAGCUCACUGGGCUCCAACCACCUCAAGCCUCUUGGCUGGAUUGGCCAAACUUGGUUCAGACUCAGGACCUUUGCACUGGCUGUUCCCCCGGCCUGAGACGCCAUUCUCUUCUGCCUGGCCAGCUCCUACCUUUGUUCGAGUCUCAACUUUCCUCAAUCCUCUCGAAGGCACUCUGGGAUCCCCCGCAGAUGGGGGUGAUUCUGGUUACCCCUGCCACCCCCUCCUUGGCAACAUUUUUCACAACCUUGUUCAGUGGUUCCUUGAUGAAUCACUUCUGUUACUAUUGCUCAUUAAGCAGGAGUGGUUCAAAAUCAGGGGCCCCACUGUAUCCCCGGUGCCUGGCCCAGCACCCUGUGUCCUUUUGUUGCCUGACAGACACACGGGGCCCGCGUGGCUGACCAUCCUGUGCACGCAGGCUGAGGAUGCAGCGCUGGAAGGCGGCGGCCCUGGCCUCGGUGCUCUGCAGCUCCGUGCUCUCCAUCUGGAUGUGUCGGGACGGCCUGCUCCUCAGCCACCGCCUCAGACCCGCGCUGGCCCCGCUGCGCCGGCCGCCUCGCACCCUGGAUGCCCGAAUCGCCCGCCUGGCCCAGUACCGUGCACUGCUGCAGGGCGCCCCGGACGCGGUGGAGCUACGCGAGCUGACGCCCUGGGCCGGGCGGCCCCCAGGUCCGCGCCGUCGGGCGGGGCCUCGGAGGCGGCGCGCGCGUGCGCGGUCGGGGACACGGCCGUGCGGGCUGCGCGAGCUCGAGGUGCGCGUGAGCGAGUUAGGCUUGGGCUACGCGUCGGACGAGACGGUGCUGUUCCGCUACUGCGCAGGCGCGUGCGAAGCGGCCGCGCGCGUCUACGACCUGGGCCUGCGGCGCCUGCGCCAGAGGAGGCGAGUGCGGCGGGAACGGGUGCGCGCGCAGCCCUGCUGCCGCCCGACGGCCUACGAGGACGAGGUGUCCUUUCUGGACACGCACAGCCGCUACCACACGGUGCACGAGCUGUCGGCGCGCGAGUGCGCCUGCGUGUGACCCUACCUCACUGGGCCCGGCGAGACGGCGGCCACGCCCCCUGCCCCGACGGCACCCACCGUCCCGCCUGGCAAGCCCCGCAGCAGACUGCCCGUGAGCAGAAGAUGCCGCCGAGGCCUCAGGACUCUCGCGAUAACUGUACUGAGAUAAAGUGUGGAAAAUCGA
Molecule: messenger RNA, 9462 nt
Organism: Camelus dromedarius (Arabian camel)
Lineage: Eukaryota; Metazoa; Chordata; Mammalia; Artiodactyla; Camelidae
Gene: NRTN
Product: neurturin
Exons: 2
Coding region: 8704-9297 (197 amino acids)
Molecular function (GO): glial cell-derived neurotrophic factor receptor binding; receptor tyrosine kinase binding; growth factor activity
Source: RefSeq, a predicted model, not a curated record